Molecule: messenger RNA, 2003 nt
Organism: Pelmatolapia mariae (spotted tilapia)
Lineage: Eukaryota; Metazoa; Chordata; Actinopteri; Cichliformes; Cichlidae
Product: isocitrate dehydrogenase [NADP], mitochondrial-like
Exons: 11
Coding region: 283-1644 (453 amino acids)
Biological process (GO): isocitrate metabolic process; NADP+ metabolic process
Cellular component (GO): mitochondrion
Molecular function (GO): NAD binding; magnesium ion binding; isocitrate dehydrogenase (NADP+) activity
Source: RefSeq, a predicted model, not a curated record
AGAAGUUCCGCAUUCAAAGAAAUAUGCGUGUAUACUGCAGUCUACUACUGUGUUUCAAAUGAGGAAAUAGGAAGAAGAGUUGAAGUGAACUUGAACCAGUGCCGGCUCCACUGGCCAAUCGGGGCGAAGCGGUCUUUCUCCAAGCUGACGUGGGUGGAAGUUAUUAGCGCCGACGUCCAGCGUCAUCAGUUUACCGGGUUCUACAGGCAUUACGUCCAUUCAUUAGGAAGAAGAUAUAGUCCCAGUGGACCAGUCGCUGACCCUAAGUAACCACUAGUAUACAUGGCGGGAUACCUUAAAGCUCUGACUACGGUGUCGAGGAGUACCGCCGCUGCGCUGUCGCAAAACCCCGCAGUGGUCUCACCGGCCGCCGUCUGCCAUCACAGACUGCAACAGAGAAACUAUGCAACAAAGCGUAUCAAAGUGGACCAGCCGGUCGUGGAAAUGGAUGGUGAUGAGAUGACUCGCAUCAUAUGGGAGUUCAUUAAAGAGAAGCUCAUCCUGCCCAAUGUGGAUGUUGAGCUGAAGUAUUUCGACCUGGGUCUGCCCUACAGAGACCAGACGAAUGACCAGGUCACCAUAGAUUCUGCUCUGGCGACUAUGAAAUACAACGUGGCUGUCAAAUGUGCCACCAUCACCCCUGAUGAGGCCAGAGUUGAGGAGUUUAAACUAAAGAAGAUGUGGAAGAGUCCCAAUGGAACCAUCAGGAACAUCUUAGGCGGCACAGUUUUCCGUGAGCCAAUCCUUUGCAAAAACAUUCCCCGUCUUGUUCCUGGAUGGACACAACCCAUAACAAUUGGCAGGCAUGCUUUUGGAGAUCAGUACAGGGCCACGGACUUUGUCAUUAACCAGCCUGGCAAGUUUAAGAUUGUUUUUACCCCAGCUGAUGGAAGCACAAAGCAGGAGUGGGAGGUGUAUGACUUCCCAGCAGGAGGUUGUGGGAUGGGAAUGUACAACACUGAUGAGUCCAUCAGUGGAUUUGCUCACAGCUGCUUCCAGUAUGCCAUCCAGAAGAAGUGGCCCCUAUACAUGAGCACCAAGAACACGAUCCUCAAGGCCUACGAUGGCCGCUUUAAAGACAUCUUCCAGGACAUCUUUGAGAAAAACUACAAGCCACAGUUUGACAAGCUGAAGAUCUGGUAUGAGCACCGUCUCAUUGACGACAUGGUGGCCCAGGUCCUGAAGUCCUCUGGAGGAUUUGUUUGGGCUUGCAAGAAUUAUGAUGGAGAUGUGCAGUCAGACAUUCUGGCUCAGGGCUUUGGUUCUCUGGGUCUCAUGACAUCAGUGCUUGUGUGUCCCGAUGGUAAAACCAUCGAGGCUGAGGCUGCCCAUGGCACUGUCACCAGGCACUACCGUGAACACCAGAGAGGAAAACCAACCAGUACCAACCCCAUUGCUAGCAUAUUUGCUUGGACCAGAGGGCUGGAGCACAGAGGCAAACUGGAUGAGAAUCCUGAUUUGAUAAAGUUCUGCCAAACUUUGGAAAAAGUCUGUGUGGAAACGGUGGAAAAUGGUAUAAUGACCAAGGAUCUUGCAGGCUGCAUCCAUGGCUUGGCCAACUGCAAGCCAAAUGAACACUAUGUCAACACGACAGACUUCCUUGAUGCCAUCAAGACCAACCUCAAUAAAGCUCUUGGCAACUGAAUAACAUUUAGAAGACAAUAAGAAGAUUUUUGUUAAUGUAGCAAAAAAACAGGCAAAAACUGUUUCUAGAUUUGUUUAACUAACAUUUUACCGUCUUGUUUGUAUGAAUCUUUGUAUCCAGUUUUGAAGCUGCUCCGCAAUACGUGCCUUUAUUUAAAAUUUGUAUAUUUGUUUAGUUUGCCUUUUCCUAUUGCCACAUUUGUACAAAUUAGUGAAUUUUAUAAUUAAUUAUUAAUGGUAAUACUCAUUUAUCAUGGACAUUUUAAAGAAGUUUCAGGCUUUCUCAUUAAAUUAGAGCAUACCUUCAGGGAAUAGCAAAAUUUGGAUAUCAUUAUGUUAACGUCACAUUGUACUUAAUC